AUGGAUAAUUUAGAAAACUAUUUAAAUUUGAAUUGUGGACUUCGUUAUGAAGAUAAAAAUUUUCAACCAAUUAUUUAUGAAGGAAAAAUUAUGAAAAUAGAAAGAUGUAUUAACCAAAUAAUAAUAUAUGAACCUGAUAAAGAUAAUAUGAAAAAUUCCGCCUGGGACUUGUUUGAAACCAAAUUUUCAAUUAAGCCUCAACUUGAAAAAAAUAAUGACAAGUUAAAAAUAACUGAUAUCAAAAUUCUUAUUCCGAAUUUCAAAGUUACAUAUACUGGAAACCCAGAUACCAAUGCCCAUUGUGAAAAAUAUCAUCAAUUAUUCAUUGCCGAGGAAGUAUUGAUCGGAGAAUUUUGGACCAUUAAGAACGUUUCAAAGUACUCAUUUUUAGAACUCGAUCAGUUUAAGGCGAGUGUGGCAUGGGCUAUUAUUGAAGCUUGUAUGGGUGAUAAAGCUCUUACAGGAAUCGAUAAACUAUUUGUACAUUCAGGGCUAAGUGGCAUUGACAUCGAAGAUUCAAAUGGGCAUAUUAUCAAAAAUACUAAAAUUUUGGAAUUUAUUUCUCAACUACACAAAAGUUCCGAAAUUAGAAACAUCAUUGCUUACGAAAAGGUUGCCCCCACAUUCUCAGAUGAACGAUUUCAUAUUCGUCUAGUUCCAGGAAUCACAUUUCAUAAAGAAAUUACUAUGACAGAUUUGUUUAAAAAUAAUAUACAUAUGAAGUUGCCAUCCUGGAUAGAAAGAUAUCGUUUGAAUUAUGGGAUUGUAAUAACGAGCAAUGGACUUGUAUCCGGAAAAAAGGCCGCCUUGGAUUUUGUUUCUUUGCCGUUAAUUAAGUUUGAAAAAAAAACGAAAUUAAAAUUUUCACUAUCCACUUUACCAGAAGGGCUGCUGGGCUCCAAAUAUUACAUUGACUAUAGUUACGAAAUUCCGAUGGAUAAAAUUCCAUUUUUAGAAUUUCCUUCCAGUCCAAAAUUAAUCAAUAUUUCUCAAUGUAACAUCUUUCAUGAAGAAGUCAUAAUUUAUAUCUUUGGUAAAAUUCAACAAAGACUAGUAAGUCAACCGUCAAAACAGUUGGAAGAAGAUAUAAAUGGUGCCAUAAAUGAUAUAAAUCCAUGCGAGUCAUUAACUAGAGUUUUUUCUGAAUAUGGCCACAUUAUUUGUACUGAAGUUACUAUGGGAGAGAGACUAUACGUCCCGCAGGAUCUGUCCUCGAUCUCGGAAUCAUGUGGAGUCGGUUGCUUGGGAUUUAAUUUACCGAGAAAUCCAAUCAUCCUACCAGAAAACUGGAAGAGUAUAAUGAAUGAAUAUAAUAUAAGUAUUCCAGAAUACUUUAUUGCACAUGACUCUUCCCCCAUAAAUUUAAAUGAUAUCGACGAUUGGUUAAAUGGACUUUCAGAGAAACCAAAUGAUUGGUCUUUAGCAAAUCAACCACGAUUAGUUCCGCUAUAUAAAAUCCUUAAUGAAAUGACCCAAAAUAAAAUCAGAGAUUUAUUUAAAAAUGACCUGAAGAUUUUAAUGACAGGGAUAACAAGAAUUAAAGAUAAAACACGCCACUGCAGAGUAUUUUUUGAAAAACCUCUAAAAAGUGACGAUUACAGAAUUAUAGGGUCUGCCAUUUACAAUAAUGAAAAAUUAAAUUCAAGUGUAAAGUUUAAAAAUUUGAGUACGAGAGGAUUCUUAAUAAUUUUAGAUGAAAGUAUUUAUCAAAAACACAAAAGGAAUUUAGAAGUCUUCUGGCAACUGAUCGGAAAGCCAAAGUCUGUUGGUUACUUUAGCAAUUUUACCAGAGAUAUAAAAACGUUAUUUAGCAAAGAAUCGAUCAGUAUUUCAGAAAAAAAUACUUCACAUUCAAUGUUCGUUGAGGAGAAAUUAAUUUCGGGUUUUAUUAUUGCGACAUAUGUUCAGUACCCACGUACAAACUAUGAGAUAAUGAUUCAAACAAACCUGAAAUCUUGGUCCGAAAAAAGAAUAGACUUGGAUUUUACCGUACAUUUAUUCGAUAUUGACUCACCACAUGAAUUCGAAAUUAAUUUAUAUGUAAUAAACCCAAUUCAAGAAGAACAUGUUAUUGCUGAUAUUAUUUUAGAAGAUGAAAAUAUUGUAGUCUCAAACGAAAGAAGAAUUUAUUGGAAGCUCAUCGGGCAUGAACUCAUUGACAGGGACUUUAUUGCUCAAGAAAAUGAAUGCCACACAAUAAAUAAAAACAGCAGGGUAACAGGAGAAAUCAGUGAGUUCGAUGAAGUAAAAACCAUUGAAACAAAGUACGAAAUAAUUAAUAGUAUAGCACGUUCACAAACAAAGAUCAAUAAUUCGCAUGGUGAAACAGAUCCGUUUGUAGACAGCCUUGUAAAAAAAUAUGAAUAUUUUUCUUUUAAGAUCUUAAAUGAUAUUACAAAGGACGAAUCAUGUAUUACCAAACUUGCAUGCCUAACGGAAUUAGAUAAAAAUAUUGUUCUCAAAUAUAUAAAAUACAUAGACAGAUACAAAAACAAGGACGAUUAUUACAAGGAUUUUAAAAGAGAGGUAUAA
Messenger RNA from Acaulospora morrowiae, 2532 nucleotides. The record is from the annotation of a GenBank genome assembly. Lineage: Eukaryota; Fungi; Glomeromycota; Glomeromycetes; Diversisporales; Acaulosporaceae.